CUGCGUAUUUCCUACUCCGUUGCGUCCUCCAGCUGUUUUUGAUCGCUAGAACGCGCCCUGUUGCAAACUCUGUAAUAACAGACGCGCGCGACCACGCCUCUCCCAGCAGGAGGAGCAGAUGAAGGAGUAAAAGCAGAAGUUCGAACUGUGUGGCUUACAGCUGCAAAGAAAACUUCCCUGUUGAAAAUGUCAGGAGUGGCAUCCACACUCGCCAAAAACAGGGCACAUGUGGCUGGUUUCGGCACGAAUGCCAACGCUGUGAAAUACCUGAACCAGAACUUUGAGAGUCUCAGAAGUGAGUGUCAGAGCCGAGGUCAGCUCUUCUGCGAUCCCACAUUCCCAACCGCACCCGAAUCUCUGGGCUUUAACGAACUCGGACCGCGAUCUUCUAAAACCAGAGGAAUCCAGUGGAAAAGACCAGGGGAACUGACAUCCAAUCCUGAGUUUAUUGUUGGAGGUGCUACAAGAACCGAUAUUUGCCAAGGAUCUUUAGGUGAUUGUUGGCUCUUAGCAGCUAUUGCCUCUCUAACCCUCAAUGAAGAUGUUCUGACCCGUGUCGUACCAUCCAACCAGGGCUUUGGACAAGACUAUGCUGGCAUUUUCCACUUCCAGUUUUGGCAGUUCGGGGAGUGGGUUGAUGUGGUGGUGGAUGACCGGCUGCCCUCAAGAGAUGGAGAACUGCUGUUCGUUCAUUCGGCCACAGGUUCUGAGUUCUGGAGCGCCCUGCUGGAGAAGGCCUAUGCCAAGUUGAACGGAUGUUAUGAAGCUCUGUCUGGUGGCUCCACCACUGAGGGCUUUGAGGAUUUCACUGGAGGGAUUGCGGAAAUGUACGAAUUGAAAAGUGCUCCACCCAACUUGUUCCAAAUUAUCAGGAAGGCCCUGGACUCUGGCGCUCUGUUGGGCUGCUCCAUUGAUAUUACCAGUGCUGCUGAUUCUGAAGCCAUCACUAAUCAGAAACUUGUGAAGGGACACGCUUACUCUCUUACCGGGGCAAUUGAGGUUAAUUAUAAAGGCCGAAAGGAGAAGCUGGUCCGGGUUCGUAAUCCUUGGGGUCAAGUGGAAUGGACAGGUGCCUGGAGUGACAACUCUUCUGAGUGGAAUGCAGUCAGUCCAUCUGAACACGAGAUUGUGAAGUCAGAAGACGGAGAAUUCUGGAUGUCAUUUUCAGAUUUUGUGAGACAUUAUUCUCGUAUAGAGAUCUGCACUCUGACACCAGACACACUGACUUCUGACGCAGUCAAACACUGGAGCACCAGUAAGUUCGAUGGAACUUGGAGAAGAGGCUCGACGGCUGGUGGCUGCAGAAAUCAUCCCUACACAUUCUGGAUGAAUCCUCAGUUUAAGAUCAAACUAGAGGAGGAAGAUGACGAUCCUGAUGAUAAUGAAGUGGGCUGCAGUGUGGUCAUCGGUCUGAUCCAGAAGAAUCAACGCAAACUGCGGAAGGCUGGAGAAGACAUGCACACCAUUGGCUACGCCAUCUACGAGGUUCCUCCCCAGUUCCGCGGGCAGAAGGAAGUUCAUCUGGAUAAGAAUUAUUUCCUCUCGCAUGCUCAGAAAGCUCGAUCCGAGACCUUCUCCAAUCUGAGAGAGAUCAGCACCCGCUUCAAACUUCCUCCUGGAGAAUAUCUCAUCGUUCCCUCCACCUUUGAGCCGCACAAGAACGGAGACUUCUGUGUCCGUGUGUUUUCUGAGAAACAGUCUGAGAUGCAACAAUGUGAUGAUCCUGUGGAAGCAGACAUAGAAGAUGAGAUUGUGUCUGAAGCAGAAGUGGAUUCUGGAUUCAGGGGGCUUUUUACCAAACUAGCAGGAGACGACAUGGAGAUUUCUAGCUUUGAGAUACGAACAAUUCUCAACAAAAUAGUCUCAAAACGGACAGAUAUUAAAACGGAUGGUUUCAGUUUGGAUACCUGUAGGAUCAUGGUGAAUCUCAUGGACGACAGUGGCAAUGGAAAAUUGGGUCUAGCAGAGUUUGCCACCCUGUGGAAGAAAAUUCAGAAGUAUCUGAUCAUUUACAAGAAGAAUGAUAUGGAUGGAUCCGGCUGCAUGAGUACACCAGAGAUGCGAAUGGCUUUGAAGGAAACAGGGUUCUCUUUGAAUGACACCCUUCAUCAGCUUCUAGCUGCACGAUACGGUGAAGCAGACAUGACCAUCGACUUUGAUAACUUUGUGGCCUGUUUGAUGCGGCUAGAGAUGAUGUUUAAAGUGUUCAAGAAGAUUGACAUUGACAAGAGUGGGUUCAUUGAGUUAACCUUAAACCAGUGGCUGAUGUUUGCCAUGAUAUAAAGGACCAGCGGAUUUUGAAUAGUACUUUUAUUAUGUUUGUUAACCCACAUGACAAACAUACAGUGUACGCACAUGCUUUGUUUGUAUUGUGGAACAACUGGAAGUUGUAAAUGCGUCCAGGAUACGGCAUUGUUGCUCGGGGGUCAUAUGUACUGCUGCUUGUUGUUUUAUUCGUAGCUCUCUUGCUUGUAUCUGCCGUGCUUGCAAGGCAUCACACUAUUACCAUUCUUAUCAGUGGCACUUGCUGGGAAACUAUUUUUUUUUCAUGAGGGGGCUUGUAGUGGAUGAUACUUUAAAACAGGUAAAAUCGGUUUUAGAUUUGCAGUAAUGGAAAAAAAGCCAUAUUUAGGGACCAGAAUCUCAUACUUUACAGACUCAGGGGUGGGUUCUGUUUAUUGGACCAGUAAGCCCAAGUAUACCCUAGCAACCACCCAGAACACCCAUAAAGCAUGGCAACCACCUCCAUCAUGGUUUUGCACCGGCAAACACAACUAGCAUUUUUCAAAAAAAUAUACAAAUGAAUUAACUUUAAUCAAACAGACUAAAUUAUGUUGUUUUGUGUACUUUAUAUUAUAUAACUGUAAACAUACAUUUAUAGGCUAAACAAAACAGAUAUUUUAAUUAUUUGAAACCAAGCUUUAUGCCAGGGUAUCGCCUUAUGCAAAUCUAGUUUGUGUUUUGGGAAGAAUAAGUGUUCACUGUACAGUCUUGCUGAAUAAAGUUGUCCGUGUUCACUUUUGUA
Triplophysa dalaica is the source of this 3025-nucleotide messenger RNA. It is a transcript of the gene capn2a, whose product is annotated as calpain 2, (m/II) large subunit a. NCBI's taxonomy places the organism in Eukaryota, Metazoa, Chordata, Actinopteri, Cypriniformes, Nemacheilidae. The transcript has 21 exons. The coding region runs from base 187 to 2283 and encodes 698 amino acids. Gene Ontology annotation, molecular function: calcium-dependent cysteine-type endopeptidase activity; calcium ion binding. Gene Ontology annotation, cellular component: cytoplasm. Gene Ontology annotation, biological process: proteolysis. The record is from RefSeq and is a predicted model, not a curated record.